UGCAAGUUAUAAACCACUCCUAAACCUCUUGUUCGGCCUCCAUGGCGCUCUCUUCUUCGUUUCUCCUCCUCCCUCCUUCUCCCUCCAUUGUCUCACUCCCUAAACGGUCUCGUUUUGGGCCUUUCAAACCCUCCACCUUUGCUUCUGCUAACGGUUCUUUGUCUGCAAGACGACAUGCUUCCAUUGUAAUCUAUGCUAAGGCCAAGGCUCCUUCCCUCUACAGCACAACCACCGCAGAGGAGGAGGAGGAAGAAGAACUUGACACCGUCAACAUAGCAGAGGACGUUACCCAGUUGAUUGGGAGAACACCGAUGAUAUAUCUCAACAAAGUUACAGAGGGCUGUGUGGCUAAUAUUGCUGCAAAACUUGAAUCCAUGGAACCUUGCCGGAGUGUCAAAGAUAGAAUUGGUUACAGUAUGAUAUCUGAAGCUGAAGAAAGUGGAGAAAUUUCUCCUGGGAAGAGCAUAUUAGUUGAACCGACGAGUGGAAAUACUGGACUUGGUAUUGCUUUUGUUGCAGCAGCUAAAGGAUAUAAACUUAUUGUCACCAUGCCUGCGUCCAUAGGUCUUGAAAGAAGAGUACUUUUACGUGCAUUUGGAGCAGACGUUGUUUUGACUGACCCAGAGAAAGGCCUAAAAGGGGCUGUUGAUAAGGCUGAAGAAAUCGUUCUCAGGACACCAAAUGCAUACUUGUUUCAACAGUUUGAGAAUGUCGCGAAUACAAAGGUCCACUUUGAAACUACAGGGCCUGAAAUAUGGGAGGAUACUCUUGGAAAUGUUGACGUUCUUGUUGCUGGAAUGGGGACUGGUGGUACUGUAACAGGCACUGGACGUUUCUUGAAAAUGAUGAAUAAAGAAAUUAAGGUAAUUGGCGUGGAGCCUGCUGAAAUGAGUGUUAUCUCAGGAGAAAACCCAGGCUAUAUACCCGGUAUCUUGGAUGUUAAAUUGCUUGAUGAGGUUAUCAAGGUCACAAAUGAUGAAGCUGUUGAAAUGGCAAGGAAACUGGCCUUGGAGGAAGGUUUGCUGGUUGGUAUUUCAUCUGGAGCUGCUGCAGUUGCUGCAAUCAGUUUAGGAAAAAGGCCUGAGAAUGCUGGAAAGCUCAUUACAGUUAUAUUUCCAAGCUUCGGCGAGAGGUAUAUACCUACUGUUCUUUUUCAAUCUUUAUAUGAAGAGGCUCGAAAUAUGCAACCGAGAUAGUCGAGAUAUCUCUGAAAUUGGAGCAUUUCUUACAUUUGGGAGCACAGACCAUUGUAUUGCAUUAGCAGGUGUAGCUUUCUUCUCAAGUCAGAUUCUUGGUUAAAUUUCAUUAGAAAUACAGAGAAGCAAAUUAUUUGAGUGUAAAGGAAAAAGUCCAAAAUGGAUGUUUAUUUUCUUUCAUCUUCUGAGACAAGAGUUUGGAUAAGCUAACCAAGAUGUAGCGAUCCUUAUCAUGCCACUACAUGCUAUAAAAUAUCAUGUGGAAGAUCUAGAUUAAACAGUCAAUGUCAGAAAUGAAGUUGUUGUAGCUUGUAAAGAUUUCAUGUUCUAACAUGUAUCAGAAUCUGCUGUUCAAUUCUUGAAGAACUCACUCCCUUUCAUGGCAUGUAAGUGUUUCUGAUCCCAUUACAAUAAGGAAAGAUGAACCAUUUUUCUUUUGCAAGAAAAUUUAAGAUAUCAAGUUUCUUUGCG
Molecule: messenger RNA, 1667 nt
Organism: Manihot esculenta (cassava)
Lineage: Eukaryota; Viridiplantae; Streptophyta; Magnoliopsida; Malpighiales; Euphorbiaceae
Product: S-sulfo-L-cysteine synthase (O-acetyl-L-serine-dependent), chloroplastic
Exons: 11
Coding region: 42-1196 (384 amino acids)
Cellular component (GO): cytoplasm
Molecular function (GO): cysteine synthase activity
Source: RefSeq, a predicted model, not a curated record